Messenger RNA from Rotaria socialis, 1485 nucleotides. The record is from the annotation of a GenBank genome assembly. Lineage: Eukaryota; Metazoa; Rotifera; Eurotatoria; Philodinida; Philodinidae.
AUGUCGAACGAUGAUCCGGCAAUAAUACCCAAACAAGGAUGGUUAAAAGUUAAAUUGAAUUCUCAAGCUAAAUGGCAUCGUCGAUACUGUAUUAUUGAUUGGGACAAAGCUAUUUUAUUUAUAGCAUCUAAAGCCGAUAGAAAUUAUCGAGAUUAUAUUAAGCUUUUACCUAACAUUUCAAUGAAUGAAUACGAACCUUCUCAUGACAACAUCAUUGAAAUUAAAGCAGCCAAUGAGACGCAUUUAGUACAAGCGGAAUCAAAAAAUGAAUAUGAUUGUUGGUUCUUAGCAUUAAAACAAACUGCUUAUAGUCGAUUUGGAGGUGCUAUUUUUGGUCAAUCAUUAGAAGAUACAUAUAAAUAUUCUCUUGACAAAACAUCUCUUGUGCCUUUAAUUGUUCGUCAUUGCUGUAAGUUUCUUCUCGAGCAUGGUUCGACAUUUGUCGGUUUAUUUCGAAUACCUGGAAAACAAUCUUCUAUUAAAGAAUUACGCGAUAUGUACGAUCGUGGUUUAAUAGUCGAACUAAACGAUACACAUUCGCCAGCAACCAUAUCUUCAUUGUUAAAAAUGUAUUUACAAUCAUUACCAGAACCAAUAAUUCCAAUAAAAGAUUUUGAUGAAUUUUUUGAAAUUGGUUCAAGUUUUAAAUACAAUGUAACAAAAGAUAUUGAUCGUCUAAAAAUAUUGAUCGAAAAAACAUUAUCAAAAACAAAUUAUGCACUUUUAGCAUAUAUAUGUUUAUUUUUAAAAAAACUUACUGAACAUGUUCAUGAAACCAAAAUGGAUACUGAUAAUUUAGCUUUGACUGUUGGAAAUAGUCUUAUUAGAACAUCUGAAGUAUUAGAUCUCAAUAUGGUCAAAGGACAUAAUUACAAUCUAUUGCCAUUAAUUAAAGCAUUUAUUGAUCAUAGCGACUAUCUUUUUUCAGCUGAUUUAGAUGAAUCAUCUGAACAAAAUAAUGAAUCAAUUGCAAAGUCCAGCGGAUUUUCAUCAUUUUCUUCACUUUUAUCAUCUAAUGAACAGCCGGCUCGAGCUCGUUUACGUUCAUCUUCAAUGCCAUCUAUACAUUGUCCAAGAUUUUCAUCGAUGGACAGUGAAAAUUUAAGUUAUACUGACCCAUCCGACAGUAAAGAUGCGUAUUAUCGUUCAAAAUUACUGCUAGAAAAACAAGCCAGUGAUAAAUCUGAUCAAUUAGAGAGUCAGCAAUCUUUUACAACAUGCUUUGAAAAAGAUUUUUCAAUAAAUCAAGAACAUACUGUUAAAUAUUUCAAUGAUGAAAGUCCUGUACAAAAGCAAUUUUCUAGUAUUGAAGUGGGAAAAUACGAGGAAAGAGUUCGACCACAAUCAAUGAUAACAGAACAAAACCAUUCAUUAGAUACAUCCUCUCAAUUAUUAUCAACAACCAAUACUUCAUCAUUGAUGCGUAAAACACAAAAAAAAACUUUCGUUAACAAGUUCGGUAGAUAUUUAUUCAAAUAUCACUAG